Molecule: messenger RNA, 6259 nt
Organism: Cimex lectularius (bed bug)
Lineage: Eukaryota; Metazoa; Arthropoda; Insecta; Hemiptera; Cimicidae
Exons: 18
Coding region: 1887-4847 (986 amino acids)
Biological process (GO): organelle organization
Cellular component (GO): cytoplasm
Source: RefSeq, a predicted model, not a curated record
GACAAUUUAAGAAUUUUGAUGUCUUGCAAUCCCUGAUAAAAAACCUAUUCGGCACGAAAUUCAGGAUAAAUUAGUACAUCCUCAAUAACACAUGAUUAAUUACAAAACUAAGCAAAAAAUAUUCUUCAUAAAGAUCUUACUUAUUAGGGAUUGUUAUAUUAUUGGGUUGUGCAGAAAAUAUUGCAGGUGUUCAUGUUUUCUUUUAAUUAACUCCCACAUAUAAUAAACUUUACAUCGGAUGGAUUAAUGUCAACACUGUAAUCUUCUUCCAAACAAAAAUAUUUGUUUACCUCAGCAUCAUUCCAUUACUUUUGAAUAAUUCCGUCUUUACUAAGAUAACGUGUGAUUUUUGUUUAAUUCGUUUUCCGAGUUUAAAUUCAGUCGGAAUGGUGCCCAGAUACUAAUGAAGUCUGGGGCGAUGGCAGUGUGAGAAAGAGUAUGUUCGAGAGGGAGACUUUAGCCUUGAAUACAAAGAAGGUUGUGGAAGGAUUUCUUCCCUAGAUGAUGAUGUUCAGCGAGCUCCGGCCGAAGCUUAACUCCUUUAGCUUCUGAUUUCUUCAGAAAAUCUUUCAAUAAGCAACUUGUCUUAAGCUGAUUGAAAGGUAAAAAAGCUUGAAAGUUGAGUUCCUCAUGCAUUAAACGACUGCCAAAAAAAUUCUUCGCACGUGAUGAUUUUACCAAAAAAUGUUUUUCUGUUUUUAAGCAGGAAAGAAAGAGUACAGAUAAAGUAACAAUUUUAUAAUUAAUAAAUUUAACUGUAAAAUCCAGUUAUUUAGUUGUUUUACUUUUACCAUUUGAUAGAAAUAGUUGAUAAAAAGAUUUUGAGUUGGAAGCUAUCUCUGUUCAAAUUUUGUGGAGUUCAAAAUAAAUUAAAUCUUUGGUCUAAUCCUUGAGCGUUUCACUACUAUCAUACAAUUAACAAAAAAAAAAAAUCUCUUAAACAGAGAAGCAUCAUCAUUAAACGCUGUACAUAUUUCGUGAGCAACCUCAGUCACUUCCAAACCAGGUUUGCAGUAUAAAGCAAAAUAAGGUGAAUUUGGGCUUCAGCACUAAACCAUACAUAUAUUAACUGAACGAAUGCUUAACUAGGACUGGAUUAGAGUUUAAUACCAUCUUUAUAAAUAGUAAACAAUGAUGUUUACCAUAGGAAAGGUCGCAUUUCAACCCAAUCAAUAACAAAAACUAUAAAACCCAAACAAUCAUGCAAACCCAAAACAAGAUUAAUUAAAAAAACAAAAAAAACAAUACUAUUUAAUAGGACGUGGUAUCAUAAAUAUUUUAUCCAACAAAUAACAAGUGACAAAGCUUACAGAGGUACAGAGCUUCCAAUAUAAAUUAAGUCUCAUUUUCUACUCAGCCAGUAUUGACUUAAGCGGAUUUAUUACUAUUUAUGAGUAGUUUUGGAUAUCACAGUGAUUAUUUUUGUUAUGUUCAAGUUAUUAAUAAUUAAGUUAAACAUACUAACAUAUGUAUGUAAUCCUGCGAUAUUUAUCCUGCUUCUAUUUCUGAUUACAGGUUAUUGAUUGCCCUUCCGCAUCACGUGAUUGAAGUGAGGGAUAUUAAUUUGAAAGGAGGAAAACAGUUUUGUUUUCCAACUGUUGACAAAGUUGUUAAGCUCUUGUACUGCUCUACAGUGUCAAUGGUAAACUUGAAAUAUGAUUAAUGGAUAUACAAUAAUAUAAUACAAUUAUAAUACCCCGUUUUCAUCUUUUUCGUAGUAUUCCUUGAUUAACAGACAGUAGUAUUAAACACGAAAAUAAAAAUAAAUAGGAAAUUAUGUUGCGACAUUGGAAAAGAAGCAAACACGGCAAGGGAAGGAAGUUGCAUACACUCGAGUUUACACCAAUUGGGACAAAAGGGUGUCUUCUGAUGAAGAACCCCAGUCCAUGAGAGCGAGGAUUGCCGGGAGAGUAACUCCCAGCAGUUCACAGACAGGUGGAGAAGUUUUAGAAAUGAUAGAACUGCCUGUUAAGUUCUCGAAUACAACUAAUUUCACUUGCUGUCAGGAAACAGGUAAUGUUCUUGUUAGUUGUGAACGAGUCCUUUGCCUCUUUCAACUCGUCAACCGAACGCAUGAUAUAUCUAGGCUUAAAUUUCUUGAUUUUGAGCUAUGGCCUGUAACUCUGGAACUGAGUUUUGCUCCACUCGAUUUAGCUGUGUCGGAAGAUGUAGUAGCUGCUGUUAAUGAUUCCUGUCUCCAUGUGUUCAGGAUUAACAAAGGCUUUGCUAGGCCUACAGACUGGAGUAGUUCUACGGCAAACUCUUCACCACGAAACAUGGCAAAAAACAAAACAAAAAGAGAAAUCAAAACAUCAGAUGACAAAAAGGAGAGAUCUGUAAGCCCAGUGAGGCUCAAUGAACUCUUACGAGAAGUCUCAGAUGGUCGGAAUAAUCAUGAAAGUAAGAAAUUAGCCAAUGGGUCACUCCCUGUAUUAGCACUUUUACCAUCAGUAAAAUGCAGCAUGGCAAAUAACCCUGCAAGAAAUCUCAGAGCUUCGCCUUUUAAACCCCCAGGCUCUGUAACAAUGGGAGUGGCUAUAAAAGAAAUACCUAUAAAUGAGCCCUGGGCAGAACAAAUGACUACAAUGGUAGAAAGUUUAUUACAACUUGAACUUGGAAAUUGGGAUGAACAGUUAAAUAAAGAGAAAUUCACAUGUCUUCUUUUAAGACCUCAGUACAAAAUAAAUACACAUUAUCCUUCAAAAUCAGAAUCAAGUUGUCCAAGAAUGAGAUCCCCUGCUUAUUGCAACUUAGUCGCUUUCAACUGCCUUAUCUGUACACAGCAGGAAGGAUUUAUGUACCAUUUCCCAGUAUAUGAAGGCGAAGUAAUGAGCUUGGGAAAGUGUAUAUCAGAGUACAGUUUCACAGCCCCGGUAAAACAUAUUAUUCUUGAACCUUAUCUUCUACAUGCCAUCACGACCACAGGAUUGGAAACUUACACUCUGAGGACUGUACAUGCAAUCGAGGAAGACAGCAAUGAGGAGACUUGUCCGCCUGUUGAAGAGCCUAUUUCACUCAUCGGCAUUAAACCUUUUAUGGGAGUUGUCAAUUUAUUAUUGUCAGACUCUUACAUUAUUAUUUUAACAUCAUCUACUGAAUCAGCAGUGAGGGGAGACGUAAAUGAACUAACACUCUAUUGCCUACGAUUGCCUUCUCCUGGAACACUUUAUACAGAUUUUUUAGCCAUCGGUUCGACUCAUAAGUUUACAAACCCGGUGACAUACUGUGAAAUGUUGACCGAAGCGCACAGUUUACUUCGAUCGUUAACUCAUGUCCAUUCUGAUCCUGACUAUUCCCCUCUUCAGAUGGAGGUCGAGCUAUUUAGGGAAUCUUGCGCUUUAGUCGCCGAGUAUUACCUUAGCUGUGACAACGAGGAUGAUUGGACGAUGGGUUACAAAUUUAGCCUCGAAGCACAGUUGAAUCCGACACAGUUUAUGGACAGACUGAAGAAAUUGGACAUUGAAGCUAAAAGAGUUGGAAUAGAACUGAAUCUUACAUGUGGAUUGAUCCAUUAUUUAAAAUUGUGCCUUACUGCGAGUGACGAAGAAGAUAAAAUUCCAGUAGGUGCUCUCAACACCCUUUUAGACCUUAUUGAAUCAAAACGAGACAAUUCAAAACCUUUUUUAUUAUCGAUACUCAUCCUAGAAUCAUCCGUGCUGCGACAGUUUUCAACGGAAAGGACAAUCCGUAUGAUAUCGCAAAGAAUCCAGGAUAGCAAAGUUACAGACUCUUUUGAUUGUUUGGCAUUAGCUGUUCUUUACAUCACUAAGGGAAGGGCAGACAAAGCUGGAGCUGCUUUGGGUCUCUCUAAUGAAAAUGACGUAUUGAUUGAGCUCCUGCAGAAAAAUUGGACCCUUCUUUUUGAAAACACCAGACAGAAAAUAAAAGUUUCAUCUGAUGACUGGGAAGGCGUCACUUUGUCUGAACUCUCAGUUCUUUUAAUCGAUAAAAAACCUAGAGAAUUGGCUGAAGUAUUGAGUUCCUUAGUAUUAAAAAGCUGUGUAUUGAACCUGCAAGACGUUCUUCAGGUGUUUUUAACUUAUUUGCCAGCUCGUAUGGGCACAGGAGGCACAUUAUUGGGUAAAGUUUUGCAAGAUUUCCUAGAAAGCGUUUUCCAUGGAUGGUACACGAUCAAUUCCGAUUGGAAGCCCGAUCAGAACGAAGGACAAGACGUAGAAGGACUCAAGAUCUUAAUGAGAUCUUAUUUAAGUAAUAUUGUCAAACCAGAAAAAUCAAGUGAAGUCAUGUGUCCAGAAAAUCUUUUUGGUGCUAAGAGACCGCAUGUUCUUGAUCUUCUGCCUCCAUUUUCCCAAAUGGACUGUAACAGAUCGCACCAUGUCAGCUUGCUCAAACUCCAGUGCCUUUUAUGUAGCGGUUGGCUUGAAGAAAGUAGUUUAUCCGAAUUAACCCAGUUUGUCGGCGAGUAUAUGCCAGAAGAUAUCGGGUUCAGCCUCCUCGUACUCGCCAAUCCAUCAAAAGGAGUAGAAAUGAUGGUCGAUAAAUAUCCAAAUCUAUUGCCCCAAUUUGCCAAAGAUAUGCUUUUAUCAGAACCAGAAUUGAAGCACCUGAUCGCGACAAUACAAACAAAAAUUGACGAAGAACAAGAAAGCUAUAAAGAGGAAGAUCCCGAGUCAAGACUCUACACAAAUGUUUUAGAAGAAGUCCUGAACAACCUGGCAAGGACUUUGAGCUGUGAGGAAUUCACAAAGAUACUUCCACCUGGGAAAGAGUUCGAGGGAUAUAUUUUGAAAUGCCAGCAGACAGCUCAUGCAUGCCACCUCAAGGACAUGAUCAUGGUGACUGGCCACAGGCUGAUGGCCACAAUGAAUCUCAAGUCAUUUACAUAGCCUUUUCUCACACAAGGAGGCCCACCAAUAAGGCUUCCUUUCCACGGAAGUUAUAUCUCCGUUCACUUGCCGCAAGAACCCAACUCCUGUAAAGGUAUGUGUAAAUUGUAGACUCUUGAGUUAGAUUCGCUCGAACCAAAAGAUCUCUCUUGAAAAUAAUCUUUCUGUUGACAGUGUAAAAAAUAAAACUAACAAACAAGCAUUCCAGGAAACCAUGUUUAAAACAUACCUUAAAUCAGUUGUUUCAAAUAUUAAGCUAUUAAAAAGUUAUCCAACUUAUUAAAAUAAUUAUUAAGUAUUGUAUAGAAUAUGUACAUUGUAGAAAAACAAAAUAAUGAGCUUUGCAGAUAAUGUACAGCUAUUGCAACCAUACAAUUUUUCUUUCUGUUGUCCAAAAAGAGUCUAAAAUUGAGAAAGUAUGUUAGUUUUUAAAAUAAGCUUUUACUGUAACAAAGUAAAUUCUUUUUAUCUUGACUCUCUGGAGAGAUCUUUAUUUUUAAUUGACUGUACAUUAAUUUACAGUCAAGUUAAAUCAUUAGGGCGAUCUUGAAAACAAGGGAUAAAGACCAUUAAAUCACCCCCUCUACAAUAUGCACAUACUCAAAAAUAAUGGUGCUCUCUCCUUAGUUUUAGAAAUACGCUGAACUAAUGAUUUUUAAAAUAUGCAUGUGCCUUUGCUACAAUCAGUUUAUUAAACAGAGUUGGCAAAUGAGAUUAGUGAGAUUUAGCGGUGGACUAUUGUGUAGUGCACAAAGUAUUGUGGAAAUUAAAACGUGAUCUUUGUGGGUUGUGAAUCUUGAAGAUGUUAAUCAUAUAACUGAAAAUUGUACUGCAUACCUUGCUGCACCACAACUUUUUUUUGGUAAUGUUGAAAAACAAAAAGGAGUAUUGUUCAAAUAAAAAAUUAUUUGCAGUUUUAAUGCAUUAAGGGAGUAAUUACAUGAUCAUGUGCUAUUGUUUUAGAUGCUAUUGUUGUAGUUUUUGAUUUGCUUUUUAUAGCAAAGAAUAUUAAGCAAUAUUAAGCAUUGAAUGCAAUAUUAAUAUUGAAGCAAAAAAAUGUUUAUAAAUGAUAUAUAUAUAUUUAACCUGCCAAAGCAGAAAUAUAUUAGAUUGAAUGCCAUUACAAUUUUUUACAAUACAAAUUUACAAUACUAGUCAUUAUAAUUUAAUCGAACAAAUUAUUUUUAUUGUUAUUUAUGACAAUGAAAUUCUCAAUUGCUUUUAUUGUAAAAGAAAAUGCGAGAAAGUCAGUGAGUUACCCGCUGUCUUUUUCAUGAAACAUAGAUUUUAUUAAUUUUCUGUUCUAUAUUUAUGUAUGCUUAUCUUAUCUGAUGCUGUGCUAAAAAUAAGUAUUAAUAAUAGGUUGUUUUUUGAAAAUCAAUCAAUUCAAAAUGUGGGCCAAUUUAUUAAUC